AUGUUAAUACUACAUACUCGUAGGAGAUUGAGUGCCAUAUCUUCUGGUUCGGCGCGAAGACGAGCUCGGGAGCGACUACGAGCCGAACAAACUCGUACUGAGGGCGAACGGCUUGCGAAAGAAAGACGUGAACAACGAUCUAAAGAGAAGUUUCAACAACAAAAGCAGGCCCGAUUAGAGCUGGCGUCGUACGAGCCGUGGGGUCGCGCAGGUGGCGGUGCGCCCAACCUUCGGAGCGUACGAUUUUGCAACCUCCGCGCUAUUGGUAUCUACCCUGAAGAUGAGCUUAAGGGCGUGACUGCCCACGAACCUUGCCGAGAGUGGUCAUCGCCUCGUCGCCACAGAUGCACACCGCUUCGUCUCCGCGAAGAUCCGCAACUUUGUUACGCUGAUGUUUUACGACAAACUGUUGACAAUGACAUAAGAUAUAAGCAAACGCCGAACCAACAACAGGCCUACAAACAAAUUCUAGAUGAAAUGGUUGAAAAGAGACAGAAAUCAAUGAAGGAUUCUAUAAGACGCAAUUUGGAAUACGAGCGCAAAAUGCACACGAUGGAUGGACCUUGGGGCAAGCCAGGACCAGGUGGGACGAUUUGGAGGAAUCCUCGAGAUGUUGGCUUAAAUUUCUCUAAGUCUAUGGGUUGGACAAAUAAUGAAAUUUUUAAUAAAUUAAGAGGUGAACACAAGCGACAUAAAAGGUCGUCGCUUACUUUACCUAAAGUAAAGACAGUCGACGAUAAUCCCAAUGAAGAUGAAACACCAAAUAAAGAAAAUAUAAAACCAUCCAGCGUUGAAAAAUUACCCAACAUACCCGGUAAAGAAUUAAGUCCAGGUAAUAAUGACUGUACUGAUGAAAAAUUUAAAAGUGGAGACAAAGAACUUAAAUAUACUUCUAACAAAAAUGGCAGACAAAAACGAAACCCCAAUAAGAGUAAAUUCGUAAAAAGGUUAUCUAAUGGAGAAAGAGUGGCGCGUAGAAUUCCUGAUGAUGACGAGGACAACAGAGAAAGUAAUGCCGUAAACAAAAAACUAACGCCAGAGGCUACAAUACUACGUGUGACGGGAGGCAUAGAACUUGUUCCAUUGUUAGCAAGAAGAAGGCGCGUUGGUGCUCGAACUCUGCCUUCGAGCGAUGUCACACGACCUCCGGAGCAGUCAUGCGAAUGGCGGGAGUUUAUGGAUGUAGACUAUUUAAGAGAAUUAAAACAUCAAAUGCGUGUAAAAAGUGAAAAACAAGAGGAGAAUCGCCGCGAUUCAGCCGAGAGCGUCCAGCGACACCACGAGACGUGGGCUUCUCUGUGGGGGCGCCCCGGGCACGGCGCGCCGCAACAGCGCGGUCGAUACGCGCGCAGCAACCUCGCACAACUGCUAUAUGUACCACAUCUCACUAACUCAAACAUAUAGU
Molecule: messenger RNA, 1405 nt
Organism: Vanessa tameamea
Lineage: Eukaryota; Metazoa; Arthropoda; Insecta; Lepidoptera; Nymphalidae
Exons: 8
Coding region: 1-1404 (467 amino acids)
Source: RefSeq, a predicted model, not a curated record